Messenger RNA from Colletotrichum chrysophilum, 393 nucleotides. RefSeq lists its product as uncharacterized. The transcript is spliced from 2 exons. Bases 1 to 393 code for a protein of 130 amino acids. The record is from RefSeq and is a predicted model, not a curated record. NCBI's taxonomy places the organism in Eukaryota, Fungi, Ascomycota, Sordariomycetes, Glomerellales, Glomerellaceae.
AUGGAUUGGAAUGCCCACCUCGAGUUCCUCAGAGAACUCAUCAUCUCCGCAGCCAUCCUCACUUUCGGACAUUACACCAACAUUAUCCCCUUAACGUCCUUCCUCGGCGUCUCAAGCCCAAAUUACAUCCUCCCCCCACUAUCCGUUCUGAUUGGUCAUCUCCUCUGGCACAUCUUCGCCCCGGACGCUCGUCCGGAGGAUCCCACUGAGUACCUCAUCCUUGCGCGGGCGUACUUCUUCAACUUUGCGAUACUAAUACCUGAACCUGCGCCAGAGGUCGACGAGUUUGGAUGGAGGCACGAUGUCAACACGACUAGACUGAGGGAGCCCUACGCUUUGGACGAGUUCCCUGAAGAUAACGUGUUUUUGAGGCAUGGAUUUUCCAAUCAGUAA